Molecule: messenger RNA, 695 nt
Organism: [Torrubiella] hemipterigena
Lineage: Eukaryota; Fungi; Ascomycota; Sordariomycetes; Hypocreales; Clavicipitaceae
Source: the annotation of a GenBank genome assembly
CUAUUCGACCGUCCAGGUCCAUGGAACGUAGUAUAUGCACAUGCUUCGAGCUAGAGUUUGUCUUCGGAUGGGGCCGAGUGAGGGCCGUCGCGCGGGGAUGUGACGGCAACAGCGUAAGCAGGCGUGUAAGCCAAAGUCACGUAUAAAUACGACGGACCGGUUCGCCAAACGAAGUGGUCAAUCCAAGCACGUCAAAUCCCUAAAUCAUGAAAUUCACUGCCUUUCUUGCUGCCGCGCUAGUUCCCGCUGCGUCGGGCUUCUUCCUCGAGAUCAAGGACCAGGACUUGGCUUUGAUCAAGUACGUCCGCAUCACAUAUCGCUAUCUCGGCGGCUCGGCAGGCUGGGGCCCUGAUGCGCCCUACAUGGGCGUCACACUCGACAAGUCUGGCAGCCUGACAUCGACGGCGGAUCUCGGCAAGGUGUACUUUAGAAAGGAAGAUGGCCGCCAGGGCUGGUGGCAAGCUGCGUUUUCUCUGCUCGAUGCCCCCCGUAAGGAUGAUAUUACUGGUCCGUUUGCGGUCGAAGGCGAAAAGCUCGUAUACAAGGGAACCCAAGCACCCAAGGCUGUUUGGACGUUUUGCCCCGACACGGAUCCUGGAAACGACGUGCGCUACUGGGACAUGUAUCUGACGACCGAGGACGGGACUCCCUUUAAGUGCAAGAAUAAUGUCGCCGUCUCGGUUCCCGUACUGUAA